This is a messenger RNA of Mycena indigotica, 1335 nucleotides long. Its product is annotated as Alpha/beta-hydrolase. Gene Ontology annotation, biological process: multivesicular body membrane disassembly; piecemeal microautophagy of the nucleus; macroautophagy. Gene Ontology annotation, molecular function: glycerophospholipase activity. The transcript is spliced from 7 exons. NCBI's taxonomy places the organism in Eukaryota, Fungi, Basidiomycota, Agaricomycetes, Agaricales, Mycenaceae. The record is from RefSeq and is a predicted model, not a curated record. Bases 1 to 1335 code for a protein of 444 amino acids.
AUGAUUCCGCAUCGACCUGAGAAGAGGUCCGUUUCCGAGUCACGCUUACCACGUGCACCACUCACCUCCACCUCGACAUCCAUGUUCCCCAAUGGCCUCUGGCUCAUGCUCAAUGCACUACUAGGCUCCUCUAUACAUGAUAAUGACAUAGUAUCACGUUCUGCCCCACCUCUCCGCUUCACCCUACGCCACGCCCAUGCCCUCGCCAACGGAUCGCGCAGUCUCUUCACAGACAUUGCACCAUCCUCGUCUUUCAGAGAACCAAGUUUUUCCAUUCCGACGGUGCAACUCGACACACACCAGGCACCCUCACUCUCCGCGCUUGAUGACGCAAGACUCCACUCGAUGCGGCAUGGCCAGACACCAUUGAGCUUUGGCUGGAGACGCAAGAAAGUCGCUGGGCCAGACGUAUCGAAGCGUCAGACACUACUGCAGCUUGCGGAGAUGACGUCUAACUCCUACUAUGGAGAUCCGGGCCAUAAGUCGUGGUACCCGCUGGAUGGCUGGAAUACGAGCGUGCCGUUUGGAUGGGAACCGGACGCCGAUGGCUUUCGGGGCCACGUCUUCGUCAGCGAUGAUAAUAGCACCGUUGUCAUCUCUGUCAAAGGCACUUCGGCGCCUUGGCUUGCGGGUGGGGAGGGACCGACGAAGAAGAAAGACAAGCUGAACGAUAACCUUUUGUUCUCGUGUUGCUGUGCACGGGUGGGUCCAACAUGGUCAACGGUCUGCGGGUGUUAUGCUGGCGGAGACAAGUGCGAUCAGGAUUGUGUGGAGGAGGCGUUGGUGGAAGACAGUCUGUUUUAUCAUGUUGGAAUUAAUCUUUACAGCAAUGUUGUCUACAUGUAUCCCAAUGCCAACAUCUGGCUCACAGGCCAUAGUCUUGGAGGAUCUCUUGCAGCCCUUCUUGGAGCGACAUUCGGUGUUCCUGUUGUUGCAUUUGAGACUCCAGGCGAGAAGAUGGCGGCGACACGUUUGCAUCUGCCUUCUCCACCCUCCACACACCACAUAACCCACGUCUAUCAUACUGGCGAUCCGAUCCCGAUGGGCACAUGCACUGGCGUUACCUCCACCUGCGCGCUCGGUGGCUACGCUCUCGAGUCCAAAUGUCAUCUUGGUCAACGCGUUCUCUACGACACUGUCACGAAACGGGGCUGGAGCGUGGAUUCGCGGCAGCAUGGAAUCCAAUUCAUCAUCGACAAAGUGUUGAACGAAGACUGGGAGCUGGGUGAGAUAGGGCCAGACGGGGUCAGACGUGGAGGACGAGAGGUGCCGGAGGUAGAUGUGCAGGAAGAUUGUGUGGAUUGCUAUAAUUGGCAGUUUGGGAGCUUCAAGUAG